Messenger RNA from Malurus melanocephalus (red-backed fairy wren), 2562 nucleotides. RefSeq names its product acidic nuclear phosphoprotein 32 family member A (gene ANP32A). NCBI's taxonomy places the organism in Eukaryota, Metazoa, Chordata, Aves, Passeriformes, Maluridae. Gene Ontology annotation, cellular component: perinuclear region of cytoplasm; nucleus. Gene Ontology annotation, molecular function: histone binding. Gene Ontology annotation, biological process: regulation of apoptotic process; nucleocytoplasmic transport. The transcript has 7 exons. The record is from RefSeq and is a predicted model, not a curated record. The coding region runs from base 491 to 1282 and encodes 263 amino acids.
UCCCUCCCUCCUGGCUGCGCGCCCCUGCCCGGGCGGCUCCGGCUCGGCCACCGCUCCCCGCCCCGGCGCCUCCCCCCGGCUCGGGCGGGCGGAGGGGGCAGCGAGCGGCGCAGCCGGCACAGCGAAGCCACGGCCACUCCGUCCCCAUCGGGCGGCAGCGCGGAAUGAGCCUGGGCUCGGCGCCGGGCUGUCCCCCUGCCCGGCCGAGCCGCUCCCCCAUUGGCUUCCGCCGCGCCUCGCGCUCCCGAUUGGCCGAGGCGCGACAAAGGCGAGCGCUGAUUGGCCGCUGGCGCCGUCACUCGCGGCGGAGCCCCCGGAGCGCCCGCCCCCGCGGUUAUCAGGUUAGUGCGCGCCGCGGUGCUGCGCUCGGGCUUCCGAGCGGCGCUGGGCGAGCCCGAGUCCCUCCGCGCCCCGCGAUCGGGGGGCUCUGCACAGGGGUCACUGCGCCAGCCGAGCCGGGCACCCUCCGCGCCUCCCGCCAGCCACGGAAAUGGACAUGAAGAAAAGGAUCCACUUAGAGCUGCGGAACAGGACGCCCUCAGAUGUGCGGGAGCUGGUUCUGGAUAACUGCCGGUCGUACGAAGGGAAAAUCGAGGGGCUCACAGAUGAGUUUGAGGAGCUGGAAUUCCUCAGCACAAUCAACGUCGGCCUCACCUCAGUGGCCAACCUACCAAAGCUAGCCAAGCUCAAGAAGCUCGAGCUGAGCGAUAACAGAAUCUCGGGGGGCCUGGAAGUGCUGGCAGAGAAGUGCCCGAACCUCACGCACCUCAACCUGAGCGGCAACAAAAUCAAAGAUCUCGGCACAAUAGAACCUCUGAAAAAGUUGGAAAACCUGAAGAGCUUAGACCUGUUCAACUGCGAGGUGACCAACCUGAACGACUACAGAGAAAACGUCUUCAAGCUGCUGCCACAGCUGACGUUCCUGGACGGAUACGACCGGGACGACAAGGAAGCGCCGGAUUCCGAUGCCGAGGGCUACGUGGAGGGCCUGGACGACGAGGAGGAGGAUGAAGAUGUGAAAGAGCGGGACGAGAAGGAAGCAGCGGAUUCCGAUGCCGAGGGAUACGUGGAGGGCCUGGAUGACGAGGAGGAGGAUGAAGAUGAGGAGGAAUACGACGAUGACGCUCAGGUAGUGGAGGAUGAGGAGGACGAGGAGGUGUUCCGGAUGGAAUUCCCAAAAAAAAAGCUGGGAUUUGACGGGAUGUGUUUCUCUUUUCCAGAGGAAGAGCAGGGCCAGAAGAGGAAACGAGAGCCCGAGGAUGAGGGGGACGAGGACGACUGAGCGCCCCCUCCCUGGAAAAAUUCCCUCUUGUGAUUUGACUGUUUUUAUCCUGGAAUUCCCCCCUUUUCCCACAUCCCGACCCUUUGGAUUUUCCUUUUCUUUUCCUUUUUUUUUUUUUUUUUUUUUUCUUUGGUUUUUUUUUUCCGGAUUGUAACGUUGCUGUGGGAACCGAGAGGGAGCAGCGAGGGUGGGCAAGGGAAUAAAAUCCUAUUUUUACUGCCGCUCCUCCUCCGAUUCUUUGGGAAUUUCUUCCUUGGAUCCCUUCCUUGAGUCCCUGGAGCUGCAAGAGCUGAGUAGGAACCGAGCAGGAAUUCUUGGAGCGGAGCUUGGACAUCUCGGAAGCAGAACAAGGAGAAAACCAUGGAUGAGCCCGAAAUCCCAACGGGAUUUUCCCACCUCUGCCGAUCCCAAGAUCCCAAAAUCCACAGUUUUUUUUGGGAAAUGCUGCUGGAAUGGAAGCCAGGCCUGCCCAGCCCCGGGGUGGGAAUGGCGCCUUGAUCCAUGAUUUUUUUUUGGGAAUGACUGCCAUUUUCAGCCCCUUUUCCCACCUUUUUCCUGGGGAAUUCCCCGGGCUUUUCCCUCUUUGUAAAUAGUGACCAAAUGUUGGGAGUUUUUUGGGAAUGUUUUGGGUUUUUUGGGAUGGGUUUGGAGCUGGUUCUUGGGGGACUUUGCAAUCCCUACUCUGUGUGUUGUGUGUUCCCAUUUUUCCUUUAAUUUUGGGGGCAAUUCUAGGUUUUGGGGAUUUUACAUUUUUAUUUUUUGGGGGAAAUGUUUUGGGUAUUUUUUGGGAAUUUUUGUGGCUGAAGUGCAGCCAAAUCCCUGAAAAUGGCAGGCAUUUWAAAAAUAGAAAUAUAUAUUAAAAAAAAUUACAAAUUCCCAAAUUUCCCAAUCUCUAAAUUUACUGCUUGGAAUAAACCAACUCCCCCUCCUUUCCCAAUCAGGUCUCUCUGGAAUAUCCGCCCCUAAUCCAGGAGAAACCACUUGGAAAAUCCCGAUUUUCCAGCCCCAAAAGCCRGGAAUUCCAGGAAACACCUGAAAUUCCGGGAAACGCCUGAAAAUUGUAUUUUCUUACCUUGUGGGGAGGCAAAAAAAUACAGAAAAUCCUUGGGGGAAUGUAUAGCGGAACUUCCGGAUCCCUCGGGAAAAAUCCCUUUGGAAGUGACUUGUAUUUCCUAGGGAAGCUUCCAUCUGUAUAAAUCCAUCGGCUCCAGGUUUUUUUGGGGAUUUGGGGGCCCUGUCUGUUUGGCAUUGAGGAAUUUCAAUAAAGCUUUUGAUACAAA